GGCGGCGGGGGCUGGCAGGACCGGGCUGGCAGGUUCGCCCAUCGCCAGGUCGAUUUCCCUCGACGCUUUCUGCAUCAUCUCCGCCUCGAAGAAGCGGCGCGGGUUCCCUCGAGAUCAGUUCGCAAAACAUCCCGCGCCUGUCGCGCUCCAAGCGUCUGGGCGCACCGCCGGAGGCGCGCGGAGGUCCUUUGGCGUCUCCAAAGUCCUGGCUGCGCGUCAGCACCGAGAUUUGGGGAGGGGGCGAGGAAAGAAGGGAGGGCUUCUUCAUCGCAGGGCAACAGCCGGGGCCAUUUUGGAGUAGUGGUAAUGGACUCUGGAUUUUCUUUGCCAAAGGCCCGAUUUAAUUGAGAGGGGGAAAUGGGAGUGUUGCUAUGGAUUCGCCCGCCCAGGGCCCUUGAUUGGCAUCGUCAAGCCGCACCAGGAGUUUGCUGGUAUCGAAGGGGAUGCAGAGUCGGGAGCAGGGGGCUGUAAGGAAGGUGGGUUAAUUUGGGGCUGAGCGAAGAGAAAAGAGGAGGCAGACUAGGCAUUAGUUAAGGACUAACUCUGAGGCAGCAGGUUGAGGGGGAAGCGGAAUGGAUUUGAAGGGGAAGGUAGGAGGUGUGUUGAUGCUAAGCGUGAGGCAUGAAUUAACAAAGUCCUCUGUAGGGCUUGAAGAAGAGGCUGGACUAAGACAUUUUGGUGCACCCUAGAGACUCACAGGUAUGCUCCAAGACCCCUUGGUACGUCCCAGAUGAUGUUGAAAAAUAACUUUGACUCCAGUCAGUUUCACUAGGAUCUGCAAAACUGCCCUCUCCCCCCCCUCCCCAUUGCUUGCUUUUGAGUUUUAGAUUGACAUCCUGGAAUGCCAGGCAUGUGCAGUGGGGAAGCGAUAGCUUGGAAAAGGGGAAACAGUCAGAAGUCCCCUAAUUUGAUUUAUUCACUGUCUUUUUAUGCUACACCUUUUCAUUUAUAUAGAGCAACGUUACAAUGCUUUCAGAAAAAAAAGAAACAACUGGUGGUAUAUUUUGACUGUUUUGCUUCAUUUGGAAGUUACUAAUGGCAACUAAAUCUAUAUCCAUCAAUGAAUGGUUAUUUAUAUGUGAUAAAUUGUGAAGGCAUUGUCAAUACAGGGCAUAGCAAAUGACGAAUUACAUAUCACUAAGCCAAAAUCUAACAAGCAUUGUUGGGACCCAACAUAAUGUGUAAAUGUAGCCAUUCAGUGGUGGAAUGUUGGUAACAAAUCAAGGGUCGUGUUUUGGAGAAAGUCACAGUUCUGCUAGGAACUGUGUUCCUUUUCACCUCUUUUGAGCAUAGUAGUAACCAUGCAUCAGAGAGAAAUGGAUCCCAGUCAAGUGACUGAUUGCCAAUAGAUUGGGAGUAGCAGGUUCAUGCAGAAAUACACUUCUGAGAUUUUAUGGUGCUAUAAAGAUUUGCGUACAGUAGUAUAUUUUCCUUGGUGUUUAGAUUACUUCUAUACAUUAAUGUAUAACAACAUUUUACAACCACCCCCCAUAUAGUAGCCCAGUACUGUAUUAACUACCGAUUAGAACUAACCAAAAUAUGUUGUGAGUUAUGAAAGGGGAUGUGGAAAUGGGUCACAGUUUAUUUAGUACAGUAUAUGGAUGAUUUAAGAAUAAUGGGGAAUGGGAUGCAGCAGCCUUUCCCAACCUGAUGCCUUCAAGAUGUGCUGGAUGACAACUCCCUGAGUAUACAUCAUAGGGACACAUCCAACACAUCUGGAAGGCAUCAGGCUGGGGAAGGCUGAAAUACAGUGCAGAGUCUGUGUAAAAUAAACCUAAACCAGUUUAAGAUUAGUGGGGCAGGAGAAGGACAGGAGCGGGAUGUAAGAAUGGAAGUAUAAUUGAAAGCAUGCUAUCGAUUAUAGAAACUGAUGGUUGGAUUAGGACAUGGCAGAACUUCCAUGCAAGUAAAAAAAUGUGGAAGUGUUAGAAUGUCAGGUUCUUGGGCCUUUAGGAUUUCACGUCCUGAUCCUGCUAUCUCUCGUAUAGAGUAAGUAAUACCUGAGAAGUUUGUUGACAGGGUCACGACUGGGUUGGUUCACAUGUUGUGCUAAGCUGUCUGGGUUUGAUUUAUUGCAAGAUAUGCACCCUGAUGAUUGUGGCUCAUUCAAGAGACCAACAAUCAUGGCAUAGCUUAGCACAGUAGGGGAACCCUGUCAAUGGUAGGGAAAUGAGUAAUGCUAAAGUUUAAUGUUUUUGUGCAAAGGAAGAAAGGGGGUGGAGAAAGAGACCUUAAGUGUCUGCCUCCAUUGGAUUCUUCCCUUUCACCACAAGACAUCUAUCACAACACAACCCUCUGAGAAUAACUCAAAUAGGAGUACCUAUUUCAACAAUUCUGCCCUCUCUAGGUCCAUCUGUCACCAGCUAUUCUGUUGGAAUGAUCGUGAUACCUUGUUGUAUAUUGAUGUUGUUCCUUCAAGGGGAGAUUCAAAAAUACGUUUUUUUACUUCUCAGUCACCUGGAAAGAAUUUGUAUCUAGAAAGGUAGGAUAUAAAUAUCUGUAAUUCGUAAAUACAUAUUGUAUUGGGGUGGUAGGUGCUGACAGGUACAGGCAGAUGGACCAGCUUUCUAGAGAUGUUUCUGGUUCCUGGAAUGGAACCAGAAAACGUGCCUGCAGAUUACAAUGAUUAAAAAUAAAAUCAGCUUCACCCUCCUUGCAUUCCUCUGUAUGAAAUACCUUGGCAGGGAGCCAGUUGUAGUUAUGUGAGAUUUCCACAAUAAGGCAUUUAUUUUUUUUUCCUGCCCAGUUCUCUCUGUUAAAAAGAGUAGAGAUUCAGCAAUAGAUGAACCAUUGUUUAGAUCAACCUUCCCCAACUUGCUGUUCUUCAGAGGCACUCCCAUAAUUAUGGUAGUUGAAUAAAACCCACCUGGAGUGCACCAGACUGGGAAAGUCUGGUUUAUAGGGUUCCAUUUAUUUUUGGCAAAGAAGAGGAGGGGUGUGGGUGUAAGAUAUGAAUAACAAAUUAUUUUGGGAGAAGGAAGACAGUUGAUCAGUCAGUUAUUGAUUGAUUCAGAUUGAAGGGCUAAAUAAAAAAUUGAUGUUCAGCCUGGUAAGGCACAGUUUUAAAAAGAGCAAAGGAAAUGGUUUGUUUCAUUGUGAAAUUUAAUCUCCGGGGACUUCAGUCUUAAAGGAGUCGAAGCAACAUGCACAGGUUUAUUGUGAGUGAUGCAAAAUUGGCCUCUGUGAUUGAGACUGAGAGGACUAUGUAAACAUUUAUAUUGGCAAUAGCACAAUGGGUAGGUAAUUAUAUGGCAUUACAUUGUUCUGUCCUCAGGACAAGCAAGUGAAGUUUUAUGCCAACCUCCAGCCAUUAUUUUUUAAAUGCCUGGUUGGCAAACUAUUUCUAUAUUGUUGCCAAGACAACAACAUGGAUAUGACCAUUGGGUUCUUGGUGUUCUCUGAGCUUGGUUGCUUUUCUGCAGACAUUUUGUUCCAGGCCAGGUAACUUCCUCAGUGCAUGCCAACAGUCCAACCCUAAGCUACAUAAAUUUUCUACAGUACUAUUGGAUGUGUCCAUGUGGUCACCAGAAAUCAAGCCCUUUAUUAUCUUUUCUGCAGGAAAGUCAGGUUUCCAGCCCUAAUUAAUUUUAUUUUUUUUGUUGCGAGGCCGAAUUAAUUUUUGUUCCCUCUUUCUUUCUUAAAGGUAUAUUUGCUAUCCCUCUUUCCUCCACCCCUGCCCCCCAGGAAAGGUUCAUUUGACUCAGCUACCCACUUUGAAUUAAAUCAUAUUAUAUUUCAGGAAACUUGGAAGAGGUUCACUCCGACAACAUUACAAGUGGAGAGGGAGGCAUUGAACUGAUCUUUGAUUGUGUUUUGUUUUCAAAAUAUUCGUAGUCUUUCAUCACUUAAGGCUUUAAAAUCAAGAGACAAAUUCCAUGCGUGAAUGAGCCAUUACAGAAGAAAUGCCAUCUUUCAUGGAAUAGUCAAUUGCUUCAGACAUCACUAAUUUUUAAACACUACCUUUGGGCGUAAGUAAAUUCCUGUACUAAAAAGCUCGUGGAAGCAGAGUCAUAGUUCCUAUAUAGUUAUUUUGAAAGAUGUUGCCAUCCACCUGACAUAGACUAUAUCAGUUUCUGGGAAUUGUUCUCCAAACUUACUAAAUUUCUCUUUUGCCUUCAGUCAGGUGUUUGAAGUUAUUUCCAGGAAGCAAGUAGCUGUGUGAAGGAUUUUGGAUCUCCAACUAUUACCCUGGCUCAGGUUGGAAAUAUCCAUCUCACUCGGGGAGGGAGGACGAUGAAUGAAAGUAACCACCACCAGCGAGCAAGUGUAGGUAGGGGUCGUCGUGGAGCUGGAGCAAAGCAAGUGAAAGAGAAUAAUGAAACUUAUGAACUAUCCAUACCUUUGGAUGAACCAUGCCAAAUGGAGUCUCAGACGCAAACUCACCAACAGUUAUAUUAUGGUCUGAGCGCCCCAGAAAAUUUUGAUGAAGUUCCCGAGAUGCCAUCUCCUUCAUUGACCCUGGUGACCAAUAUGAGGACCCAGUUACAUAUGGCAUUGGAAAGGAACUCUUGGUUGCAGAAGCGAAUUGAGGACCUGGAAGAAGAACGAGAUUUCUUGCGCUGCCAGCUGGACAAAUUCAUCUCUUCAGCCCGCCUGGACGCUGAUGAUCACUGUUGCAACAAGCAGCUCCCACGGAGAUCUGAGGUGUCAGAGAGCCGAAAUGGGGACGUGACUGAUGAUGACAGCAUGGGCUCCUGGUUGAGCACCAGCCCUGAAGAAGGAGGUUCUGUGGAACACAAGAAACCCAAAGCAGGAGUGAACCGGCGACGCUUUGCCAAGCCUAAAGUCCGGGAGAGGCAGAGAGUCAAAGAUGUGGAUGGAGUGCUCUGCCGGUAUAAGAAGAUCCUCUACACUUUUCAGAAGCUGCAAAGCAUGAGUCGGGCCUUUGAACAUCACCGGGUGGACCGUAACACUGUGGCUUUGACCACACCCAUAGCAGAGCUCCUUAUUGUUGCUCCUGAAAAAUUGGCUGAAGUGGGUGAGUUUGACCCAUCUAAGGAACGUCUGCUUGAAUAUUCCCGACGAUGUUUUAUGGCACUGGAUGAUGAGACACUCAAGAAAGUCCAGGCCCUCAAGAAAAGCAAGCUUCUACUGCCCAUCACCUACCGCUUCAAGCGGAAAACAGACUCUCCUGGCUCAGCAGCUGGCAAUUCUGUCCCCUCUCCUGCGACACCACCCAAGCAACUUCUGCCAAUUGCUGAAUGCUACAAACGAUGAAUCCUCUCAUGGAGCUGCUGCUGGAAGCUACUUUGCCAGCCCUUUGACCUCUCUUUCUCUGUACCUCCUCCUGCCCCAUCCAGUAUUCGCCAAACUCCCACAGUGUUCCCUUGGUUUUUUUAUCCCUGUACACAGCCACCUUCCACCUUUUCCUAGGUUUAAAUACUGAAUGAAACCACUGUUUUCACAGGAAGAGCCAGUGUAUCUUUAUAUAAAGGGCCCAGGAGUGCUCGCUUCCUUAGGAUCAUUACUUGAUUAUAGACUUGUCCAUCUGUGCUUCCCCCUUUAAAGGCUUCCCCACAGCUACUGGGUUGCUUUCAUUCUCCCUCCUUCCAUCUGAGUGCUGGUAAUAUGGUCAGAGGAGAAACAAUGGCAAAGGAGGAGUUAGUGGACAUAAUAUGCCCCAUCCCACAAUAAAUAGUAUCAUGGAUAGAUUGCUUGUGACUGUUGCAGAGGUAAGUUGGAACAGCUAACGAUGUUACUGAUGGUAACUAUAGCCUUGCACAUAAGAUAUAAGCCCACACAUUUUCUUUAAUAAACUCUUGUGCAUAUUAGUCAUUUGGGGUACAUCAAAAGACUGAAAUAACAAGAUAGCAAUUACAAGUUUGCAAAAAUAUCCCCAUGAGCAUGAAUAACAGUAGGUUAAGUAACAGUAACUUAAGUGGGGGGGGGGAGUUUGCCUCUAAGUUAGGGCCAAAUCACCCUAACCAACAGAGAAGUCACUCACUCUGCCACCUCAUUUCUCCACCCUUUCUAACCUGGAGGAGGGAAGGUGAAGUUGCAUGAUGCACUUCUGUAGCUUUACCUCUCAUUGCUUGAAAACCUUUUAUGUGUUUUCUGAGCUAUUAGCAGGUGCUACUGGUACUGUAUCAAUUCCCUCUCUUGCUGCUAUUGCAGUUGCCAUUACUUCAUUUUCACUACAGGUAGUCCCCGGGUUAAGAAUGCCUGGGUUACAGAUGACCCAUAGUUAA
Messenger RNA from Python bivittatus (Burmese python), 6188 nucleotides. It is a transcript of the gene CCDC106, whose product is annotated as coiled-coil domain containing 106. Lineage: Eukaryota; Metazoa; Chordata; Lepidosauria; Squamata; Pythonidae. Gene Ontology annotation, cellular component: nucleoplasm. The record is from RefSeq and is a predicted model, not a curated record.